Messenger RNA from Mobula hypostoma (lesser devil ray), 1070 nucleotides. RefSeq names its product ras homolog family member Q (gene rhoq). The record is from RefSeq and is a predicted model, not a curated record. Gene Ontology annotation, biological process: endocytosis; Cdc42 protein signal transduction; establishment or maintenance of cell polarity. The transcript is spliced from 5 exons. Gene Ontology annotation, molecular function: GTP binding; protein kinase binding; GTPase activity. The coding region runs from base 450 to 1070 and encodes 206 amino acids. NCBI's taxonomy places the organism in Eukaryota, Metazoa, Chordata, Chondrichthyes, Myliobatiformes, Myliobatidae.
UCCUUGCUCAGGCUAAGUUCGGCUGCUUGUACAGUACAAUGCUACCGGAGUGAAGUCAGUAGACUGUGGGAUAGCGAGAGCAGCGUGAAGAGGAGCAAACUGUAGCAGUUUGGAGUUAUAAAUAUUGACAUUCGUGCUGCAUGAGGAAGGAAGUCCAGAUGUGUCAAACUCUGUUUUAGAAUAGUGAGUGCGAACAGCAGAGCUCCUCGCUUGUGUGUUACGGCGUUUGCCCUCUUGACACAUUUGUAUCAGUCGGAUUAAGGCAGGGGAAAGGGGGCGGGGGAAUCUCCUGGUAGUUCUAUUUGUAUUUGUUUUAAAGAAAUAGUUUGUUUUGUUAUUGGGGGAAUGCAGUUGUUUGAGAACCGCUGUUCGGGUUGAACAUGUGGAAAAUGGCACCUUUGACAUGUCCCGGUGGAAAGAUGAUUCGGAAGCAAUGAGCUGCCCUUACCAUGGCCAAUGGAACCGGUCCGAAGAGUAUGUUAAAGUGCGUGGUGAUCGGUGACGGAGCGGUGGGCAAAACUUGUCUGUUGAUGAGUUACGCUAACGAUGCUUUUCCUGAAGAAUACGUGCCAACUGUGUUCGACCAUUAUGCGGUCACUGUCACAGUGGGAGGUAAACAAUAUCUCCUUGGACUUUAUGAUACUGCAGGACAGGAAGAUUAUGACCGCCUGAGACCUUUGUCUUAUCCAAUGACUGAUGUCUUCUUGAUCUGCUUCUCGGUUGUGAAUCCAGCGUCAUUUCAGAAUGUGAGGGAAGAGUGGGUCCCUGAACUUAAAGAAUAUGCACCAAAUGUUCCAUUCCUGUUAGUUGGAACACAGAUUGACCUUCGCGAUGACCCAAGAACUUUAACUAGGCUAAACACCUUGAAGGAAAAGCCUGUGUCUACAGAACAAGGAGAGAAAUUGGCAAAGGGGAUUGGGGCAUAUUGCUAUGUGGAGUGUUCAGCAUUAACACAAAAAGGACUGAAGACUGUUUUUGAUGAAGCCAUAAUAGCUAUUCUAACUCCAAAGAAAAAUGUUUUGAAAAAAAGACUUGGAUCAAGAUGUAUAAACUGUUGUAUGAUCACAUGA